GAAAUUAGAAACGCGUGGGAAAAUUGUGAGAUGGCGUGGCAUUGUUGGGUUUGAAAUAAAAGUCCCUCCACUUCUCCAACCUUAUUUGAAUUUGAAAACACACCCACGUUGUUGCCCUCCAAAAAAACAAUGACUUAAUAAUAAUAAACUCUGAAACACUAAUUAGUAAUUGAAUCACCUACUACUGAGAGACAACCUUCGGCGUUUGCAAAUUGCAAAGCGCGCUCUCCCUCUCCAAUUCAAAUCCAAAUCCAAAUUAACACUACUUUUACUACUAAUCAAAUCCCCAAAAACAAAGAUUAUCUCAGCCCUAGCCCACCAGAUCAACCAAGUUUCAAUCUUUAUCUCCGCAUACAACAAUAACAAAGAUUCAUUUUUGUUCUUGACCCAUUUGAUAUUUUCUCAUAUUUUUGUCAAUUCUGAAGUCCACAAGCCAGAUUUGUUUGUUUUGAUAAAAGGGUGUGAGUGCCAAAAGUAUUGUGUUUGAAAUGAAAACGAAGGAUCAUGGGGAGCGCUCUUUAUUGAUACCCAGAUCGGAUUCAAAGAUUGUGAGUGAGAAGCGGGGCAGUGCUGGAUUCGAAGAAAAAUGUGAUCUUUCUCGUAAGCGGGUUAAAAUGCGAGAUCUUGAAUCAGUGUGUAGGUCUGAAGGAAUCAAUGUCCAUUUUCAAAAAUCAUUGAAAAACAAAGAGUUUGGUGAUCAGUCUCCAUUUGGUGAAGAAGAGAUGUCCCAAGUUACCGAGGUGCCUAUAACAUCUGACUUGGAUGCUUCUCAAGCUGAGAAAACUGGAAAUAACUUAUUUCCAAUAGCAGCCAAUCUUGCCCAUGGACCACUAGAUCUCAAUGCUGAAGCUUGUGCUGCCAAACAUUCUGUCUUCAAUGAUUCUCAGAAAUGCGCUGAGAAUUCUGGCAAACUAUCUUUGCUUCAGAACCAUGGGAGAGAAAAUAACAAUAUUUGUGUAACCUCCAGAGGCAUUAGCUUGGAUCUUAAUGCAGAAGAUGUCUCUAGCUCUGUGAACCAGGACACAUCUUAUCCUUUCAAAAUUCAUGAACAUUCAAAGUCAAGAGAUGUCUCUGAGUGUGGGAGUACCGUGGAGGGAGAUGAAGAUCCACUACGGCGUUGGAGGGAGAUGAAGCAAAAUGGUUUUCUCUCAUCUUCUCAUGGAGGCAUACCAAUGCCAAAGCAACGGACAAGGAAAAGCAAAAGUGAUGUGAUCAAGAAAAAGAUGGAGCUUGCAAAGAGAGAACAAGUGGAUCGGUUCACUAAGAUUGCUGCUCCUAGUGGAUUGCUCAAUGGAUUGAACCCUGGGAUUAUAAACCAUGUGAGAAACAAAAAACAGGUCCACUCCAUUAUUGAGGCCCUUGUGAGGUCUGAAAAACUCGAAAAUGGCAAGGUUGGAAGCAAACAUGCAGCUCAGCUAAAUAGUGAAAGUACAGAAGCUGCCAACAGAAAGGACCUGGAAAAUGUGGAUGAUUCAGGAACACAAGAAGUCAGCUUUUCUCAUGAUGAUGGAUCAUUAUGUUCUUUGUCCGGGAUCAGGCAUACAAGAGGAUAUCCUGUAGCAAUGAGUAAAUCAGGCACAGGUGGACAUUGUGAUCCAAGUAUGGUAGAGAGGAUUUGUGGUAAAACUUGUGACUCGGACUCCACCCUUGUCAGUCAAGACUACAUGCUAGAGCUGAAGUUAUCAUCAUCAAAUCAGGCAUCCGAGAAUGCUGGCCCUUUGCCUAAUGAGGAAUCAGCAGCAAACUUUGCCAGCUCUAUAAAGGCUGCUGAUGUUGCUUCUCAAUGGUUGGAACUUCUUCAUCAAGAUAUUAAAGGACGCCUUUCAGCAUUGCGGCGUAGUAAGAAGAGAGUUCGAGCUGUAAUUACUACAGAGUUGCCUUUCCUGAUGUCAAAAGAAUUCUCAUUUAAUCAGGAGAAUGAGAACUCUACUGAUAAAUUUUCUAAUAGUGCAAGUGCUGACAUGCAUCAUGCAAGAUGGAGCACAAUGUUUGAUCAGAUGGAGAAAGCGCUUACUGAAGAAGAGAAACAACUUGAAAGUUGGUUGAACCAAGUAAAAGAAAUGCAGCUGCAUUGUGAUCAAGGCCUGCAACAUGUCCACUGGAAUGUGCCUUUUGGUUUGAAACUGCUCGGAGCAUCAGAAAUUGACCCCAGAUCAAGAAAAGUGGAUAGCUCAGAAAGGGAACUAGCUGUUAUGGCUGCUGCAGCUUCCAUUUACUCGACAUCCAAUUUUUUAUUGUCAGAGAAUGUAUGCUGUUUCUGAUUUUAACUACAGUCUUUUCCCCUGUCUAGUUAUAUUGACUCUUCUCCAUGAUACUAGGCCUUGAUAAACCUCCAUGUGCAUUAAACAGCUAAUUAGUAGGUCUUUGAGAUUGAUAAGCCUCUUCUGAGUUGUUGAGCUGUGUAAGACUAGAAGAGAUUUUUUUUUUUUUUUUUUUUUUAACUUGAUAUCCUUUGGCAAUGUCUGGUAGUUGUAACUCUUAACUGAAUGAAUUAAAAUUUUUUGUGGGAAUAUUUUUUUUUCAUUGUUUUUCUGGAUAGAGAACAACUGUUGGUGAAUUUCAGAUUUCUAAUGCACUUCCUCUUGGCAAUA
Quercus robur (English oak) is the source of this 2591-nucleotide messenger RNA. RefSeq lists its product as uncharacterized. Lineage: Eukaryota; Viridiplantae; Streptophyta; Magnoliopsida; Fagales; Fagaceae. The record is from RefSeq and is a predicted model, not a curated record. The transcript is spliced from 7 exons. Bases 489 to 2261 code for a protein of 590 amino acids.